This is a messenger RNA of Spea bombifrons (plains spadefoot toad), 1261 nucleotides long. RefSeq names its product transmembrane protein 187 (gene TMEM187). The record is from RefSeq and is a predicted model, not a curated record. Gene Ontology annotation, cellular component: transport vesicle. The transcript has a single exon. The coding region runs from base 384 to 1184 and encodes 266 amino acids. Lineage: Eukaryota; Metazoa; Chordata; Amphibia; Anura; Pelobatidae.
AGAAUACAGAAGUGAAAUCAGCUCUGUGGGUUUUAACUGCCGCUGCAGAAAGGACUUCUCGAGCAUGAAAAUAAACUCAUCCCACGUGAAAAUUCUGCUGUGCAUUGCAUUCACCAGCCACAUGCCUGAGGGCCGUGUAUUGUACAAAGUGCGAGGGAUCCUCUGAAAGACGCACACACCAAUCCUGGCAACUGCAGCUGGACGCCUCCUCCCGUAACCACGUUCAGGAAGUGGUGAGGCUGCUGACGAGCUGAACACAGCUGAAGGUCUGAGCGUUAGAGCUUCCCUGCCUGCUUCCUUCAUACAAAAGAAAUUGAAUUGCGCAGUGCAGCGGUGGCGUCCCUGUAUAGUUUGAGUUGAAACAAGCACAUCUGAAGCAAGAUAUGGGAAGUGCACCGCGCAUUUUAAGCCAAGACAACACCCUUUGGCACGUGACGGCCACUUUUACACUAUGUGUUGGCCUUGUAAGCACAGGCAUACUGGACAGUGUCAACACAGAACUAGGAUUCAGUCACUAUGCAGAGAAACCAUGUCCUUGGCUACCUCUCUUUCUCGUAAUGCCUUUUAACGCUCUUGUUAAUCUAGGCUACAUAAUUCUGGGAAUGUACUGGCUUUGCCAAAGGGACAGGAAAAUUGGAAUAAAAGAUGCAACUGGCCACUACAUGAAGAAUGUCUUCUCCUGGAUGGCCAUUCUAUAUGGUCCGGUUCAGUGGGUCCGAAUAUCGACACAGUCACACUGGGCUGCCGUUCUCGAUCAGUGGUUCACUUUGCCCAUUUUUGCUUGGGCGGGCAUAUGGUGCAACGCUAUUUUGAAAAAAUGGACAACUAAGCAUUUCCUUAUCUCAGAAGCCAUAUCACUGAGCAGCUACUUUGUGUGUCUUCUGCACCCGCAAGGAUUUGAGAUGGUGCUCUCCCUACACAUCUUAUGGGCAGUUGUGUCUGGCGUAAGAUUACAGAAACAAUAUGGAGAUGCCUCUUCUCACAAAUACGUCAUUCUUGCCCUGGCAUCUUGUCUGGGAUUCGUAUGUCUAAAACUUUUUGAUAAGUGGUUGGCUCAGUAUUUUGUGUUUCAGAUGCUCACCGGACACUUCUGGUCUAAAGUUUGUGAUAUCUUACAGUUUCAUUAUACUUUCCGCUUCCUUACACAUCUUGACCGUUUUAGAAUUUUCAGGAAAAAAGAAUGAAAAAGUUAAACACAAUAAUUCAAUUACUUAUAUUCUGUAUUUGUAUGUCCACUAUAUAAUUAAUCUGUACCGCUUGU